AUGCAGCAGCAGCAGCAGCAGCAGCAGCAGCAGGCCACCUGCGUAGCUGGGUUGCGUGUAGAAAUACUACCGCUGCUAGGAUGCACUGACCCUGCACUCCGCGAGCGCGCUGCUGCUGCUGCAGCAGCAGCAACAGCAGCAGGAGCAGCAGGAGCAGCAGGAGCAGCAGAAGAUGCUGCUGUACUGCCAUUCGGGGAGGGAGAUGAAUUAUGUAUAGAAGCAGCAGAUUGUCCGCUGUCUUUGCUGCUGUCUGUGUCUCCUCGUCAGCAGCAGCAGCAGCACGAACAGCAGCAGCAGCAACAGCAGCAGCAGCAGCAAGGAGAAGCAGCAGCAGCUGUCUAUACACUCGGAAGAAAGAGAAGUUCUCUAUUUCAACUACGUGAUGAUGUUAUUAGCCAACGGCAUUGUUUGCUGCUGCUGCAGCAGCAGCAAGACAGCAGCAAGCUGCAGCAGCAAACCUCUUUGCUGCUGCGGCCCCUUCUUGCUGCGCUGCAGCAAGCAGGGCUCUCCUUAUCUCCUACUGCUGUUGCUGCUGCUGCUCCUGCAGCACAUACUAACGGCUCCAUUCCUAGUACUCCUGCAGCAGCAGCAGCAACAGGAGCAGCAGCAGCAGCAGCUGCUGCUGCUGCUGCUGCUGUGUCUUCUGUAGAGGUUGUCUUUGAGUGUACAGACACCUCAAAGGGAGACAUCGAUGCUGCUGCUGCAACACCUAGCGACCCGCUGCAGCAGCAGCAGCAGCAGCAGCAGCAUAGUGACGAUCCGGACAUAGUAGCUGCAGCAUCUGUUGCUGCAGCAAGUGCUGCAGCAACAGGUUGUGCUCGUGUACCAGCAACAUUGCUGCUAGGAUAUGCUGCAGCAGCAGCAGCAGCAGCAGAUCUUGCUGCUGUCUUUGUUGUAGACAGCAGCACGAAUGGCUCAUGGAUCGAUGCUGCUGCUGCUGCUAAAGGAGACACUGUCUCUUGGCCCCCUACUAGUGUAUUGUCUCUUGCUAGACCACUAAGAGAAGCAGGCCCUCCUAUUGCUGCCUUUCGUUGGCGAGUUGUCCUUCGCCUUUGUGCUGCAUGCAAGACACCGGGAGCCCGUUGUUGCUGCGGCACGCAGCAGCAGCAGCAACUGCAGCAGCAACAGCAGCAACAGCAACUGCAGCAACAGCAGCAGCAACUGGAUAGACGGUCAUCUGCGCACAGGCGCAGCACGUCACAGUGUACAAGGUCACAGGAAAGUGCUGCUGCUGCUGCUGCUGCUGCAAUGCCUGCAGCAACAGCAACAGCUGCCCCAGAACAAAGCAUUGGUGCAGCAGCAGCAGCAGCAGCAGCACCAGCAGCAGCAGCAGCAGGUGGUAUUGCUGCUGCUGCUGUCCCUCGCCUACCUGCCCUUUCUGAAUCUUACAAAGGGACUGCAUCAGCAGCUGCUGCUGGUUACUACUACCAGCAGCAGCAGCAGCAACAGCAGCAGCAGCAGCAGCAGCAGGAAAUCCCUAGUACGUUAACACCACGUGGCUCUGGCAGCCGCAACAGCAGCAGUAGCAGCAGCAGCAGCGCAGCAGGCAGCAGCAGACUUGCUGCUGAGCUGCAGCGAGCUGUACAAGAAAAAAGAAGACUAGAGGAUAUGCUGCAGCAGCUGCUGCUGGAGAAUGAGGAACUAAGAGCACAGGCAGAGCAACUGGGGGAAGUAAAGGAACAACUCAAUGCUGCACAGACUGCAGCGCGUGGGGAGAUAGAGACACUGCAGCAAUUGCUGCGGGAGGCGCAGCAACGAGCUGCUGCUGCAGAAGCAGAGGCGGAGUCUCUAAGGGCCGAAGUUCGUGCUGCUGCUGCGCGGCAGCAGCAGCAAGUCACUGUGCUGCAGAAGACGAGGGAUGUAUAUGCUGCACAGGCACAGGCACUGCGUGAUAUGUUCACGCAGCAGCAGCAGCAGCAGCAGCAACUAGAUCAGCUGCUGCAGCAGGAGGGGAGACCGUCACAGAGGGUUCCUCAUAUAGAUCUGCAGCAGCAGAAUCUACAGCAGCAGCAACAGCAGCAGCAGCAGCAGCAAAACGGCUGCUGCAGGGAGAAUUCACCAUUUGAUUUAGACCGCAACGGCAGCAGCAGCGGCAGCAGCAGCAGCAGCAGCAGCAGCAGCAGCAGCAGCAAAUCAUCUUGUGGGGACAGUUUGUAUCAGAUGUGUACACUGUCUCCCUUAGCUGCUGCUAGCAGCAAACGGCUGCGCACAGACUGCAGCGCAGCAGGAAGGGAGACACCUAAAUAA
Molecule: messenger RNA, 2247 nt
Organism: Eimeria maxima
Lineage: Eukaryota; Apicomplexa; Conoidasida; Eucoccidiorida; Eimeriidae
Exons: 6
Coding region: 1-2247 (748 amino acids)
Biological process (GO): regulation of transcription by RNA polymerase II
Cellular component (GO): SWI/SNF complex; nucleus
Molecular function (GO): transcription coregulator activity
Source: RefSeq, a predicted model, not a curated record